GUCUAUCGUCCCUCAAAAGAGUUCAACUGCCGAAGUCUACUCUUCUCACUACAGCAGUGGGAAGAAGGAAAAAGGAUCUUUAUACCCGAUUAACUUCUUAAACCAUUAAUUAAUCUUUAAAAACGUUUAUUCCAGUGCUUUCUUUGUAUCAUCCAUGCCUGAAGAAGCUAGUUCUCUGAAGGUGCAGAAGCAAUCUGAGAAAGCAGGUGAAAAGAUGAAAGACAAGCUGGGGAAACUUGGUGUAGCAAACCUGGCAGUAAGAGUUUGCCGAUUAAGGAGAUACUGGGAAAUGGGAUGGACGAUACAUCUUCAACUAAGAAGAAGAACAACGGAGUGCAAGACAAGGGAGAGAAACAUGAUGAGAUUUUUGCAAUUAAGAAGCAGUGGAAGAAAGAGUUGGAGGAGGUAAAGAGAGUUUGUAACACAAAAAUUCAGCAAAGAAAUUGAAGACAAGUUGGGUGUCUCAAGGUAUUGCAUUGGUGGAUCCACCAUCUGAUGGGCUCAGUAUCUACUCUGAAACUGAGCUAGGGAUUGCAAAUUCUGACACUCGCUUUACUGAUUCUUCUCCGAAGUGCUACUGCAAAUGUCCGCCCGAUAUAGAUACGCUUCCAAGUGUCCGAAGCGACAUCUCCAUCCAAGCAAUUAGAAUUUCAUGAGGAAGUUUUACUGCAAGAAACACUGUCAAGUUGUCUACAUCUAAUAAAUUGACACUCGCUUUACGGAUUCUGCCCCAAAGUGUGAAUACUAGAACAUCUCCGCGAAAAUCCUUACAUUUUCCCUCUACAAGUAGCAGCGUAACCCAGGGCCACGUCGAAAAGACUACUCUUGUCUACUGGAUGCCCCAAAUCUUAAUCUUAAUGGUUUGCGGUUACCUUACGACAAUUUGAUCGGCUCAUAUUAUGGUAGCUUGAGUACUUUUAUGACUAUAACCCAUCCUCCGCGGGAGCGUAUAGCAAAAUAGCUCAGGAUGGAGUCUGUGGCAUGUUGAACCCACAAGUAGCGGCGGAACCCAGGAGCCAGGGCCAUAUCCAAAAACAGAACCUUGGUCUGUCUGUGGGGGUGCCCAAAAUCGUAAAGGCCGGGUGCCUGUGUAUUCAGAAAUAACGGAGGAAUUUUCUUAUAUAAACAGAGUGUGUAUUCCUCUGCUUCCUCUUCUUCUCUCUGAAACUGAAAGAAACAUCAACUCUACUGAUAUUUAUCAUUGGAAACCCUAAUUCAAGAAGUCCUAUCAAUCCCCAGUAACUUUAAGAAAAAAAAUUCAAUAACUUCAUUGGAAAAACCCAAUUUCUUAAAGAAAUUCGUCUCAACUUUUAACCCAAGAAUCCACAUUUACUGCUGAGUUUGAAGAUCAUGGAAGGAGGAGAUGAAAAAAAACGAAGAAUUGGUCCUGAGAUUAAAAGAAAUAUUCGUGACAUCCAACAUGAGCGUGUGAAAAGAAGAAGAACAAGUUCUAGUAUUCUUCAGGAAGAUUUAGAUCAUCAAGAAAUGGGUCCUCAUACUAUUUUGCAGAUGGAUAAUCAAGAAGGUGAUGGGAUUCUAUUUACAAAGAGGAAACGAACAGAUGCUUCAGAUUCAGCACGGAGGCUGCACCAAGAACCGAAACUUGCCCUUAAAGUGGAUAAUGAUGCCAAUGCGAAGUUAGCCAAGUCACUUACUACAGAAGUGAGAAACAAGUGGCUUGGGAUGCUGUUCAAGGACAUCACCGCAGCUGGCGGUGAUUUCUCCUCACAACUUACCUCAGUCUUAAUCGAUCUCGAGAAAUCUUGUGCUGUAACCCAUGGGCACAGUUUGCGAAAGUACCAAAUAAAGCUUAGACAAUUAAGAUUCAACUUGGCGAGAAAUGAGGCCCUUGUGAAGCAAUUAUUAAAUGGAGAUCUAAAAGCUUCUACAGUUGUAGAAAUGAGCCCUGAAGAGUUGAAGACGAGGAGUUUGACAGCAGAAGAUGGAAAACUUAGCAAGGAACCGAUGGAGAUGGAGUGUCGUCUCACGCUGAUAGAUGCUGAUUGUCAAGCUUGUAACGGAAGGAGGGUUUGGAUGAAGAAUCACAUAUUAAAUCCAGGGAGCGAGAUCAUUGGGAAACACUUGGAAUGCCUUGAUUGUGGAAAAGGGUGGUUCUCUCCCAGUGAAUGAAUGUACCAGCAGAGCCGUGUCAGCUGAAUCAUAUGUUCGGAUAGAAGGCUUUCACCAAAGUUGGCAGUUGGUAAUGAUGAUAAACAAUUUUCAUUGACUUUGUGUUUUUGGUUCUCAUUGCUCAUUGGUAAUGUUGUGAGUUCCUGUCUGAAAUCGUUUAAUAUUUAAGUUCUUGUUUGUUUUAACUGGUGUAUUAAGUUCAAAUUGUCGGUCAUAAGAAAGACGUGGUUUCGCUUGGCCGCAGAUUUCAAUUUGAGUUACUGUGUUGU
Molecule: messenger RNA, 2399 nt
Organism: Papaver somniferum (opium poppy)
Lineage: Eukaryota; Viridiplantae; Streptophyta; Magnoliopsida; Ranunculales; Papaveraceae
Exons: 3
Coding region: 1351-2130 (259 amino acids)
Biological process (GO): DNA-templated transcription
Source: RefSeq, a predicted model, not a curated record